This is a messenger RNA of Strongyloides ratti, 1518 nucleotides long. Its product is annotated as UDP-glucuronosyl/UDP-glucosyltransferase family-containing protein. Gene Ontology annotation, molecular function: UDP-glycosyltransferase activity. The record is from RefSeq and is a predicted model, not a curated record. NCBI's taxonomy places the organism in Eukaryota, Metazoa, Nematoda, Chromadorea, Rhabditida, Strongyloididae. The coding region runs from base 1 to 1518 and encodes 505 amino acids. The transcript is spliced from 3 exons.
AUGUCACCUGUAAAUCCUAAGUUUGGAUAUUCUCAUGUUCAAUUUGUUGGAAAAAUUGCUGAAAUUUUGGUAGAGGAAGGAAAUGAGGUUGUUCAAUUGAUAAUUGAAAUGGAUCCUUCCAUUAAAGGUAAUGGAACUGAAAAGGCUAAAAAUAUUAUUUAUCCUGGGAUAGAAAGUGUAAUGAAACGUCUCCAAAAUAGUGGUAAACAUUUGAAUGUCUGGAAAUCUGAGCAUGGAUCAAUGGAACAAUUGAAUGUUAUAAUGGAUAUUAUUGAGUCAAAUAGAGAUGUAGGAACUCAAUUAAUAUAUGAUAAAGAACUAGGAAAUUGGAUAAGAGAACAGAAAUUUGAUAUGGCUAUAAGUGAAAUUUUUAAUGUUUAUGCUUUUGGACUUUUUAAAGCAUGGGAUAUUGAUACAACAAUUGCUAUAUCUGCUAUUCCUUUAGUAGAAACAUAUAGAUGGUUUUAUGGUAUGGAUUACCCUGCUUCAUUUAUACCAGGUAUUACCAUGAGUAUGAAUGAUAAAAUGACAUAUAAAGAAAGAUUUAUAAAUUUAUUAAAUUUUUUGCUUACAAAACUUAUUUUUGACUAUGAUAAAAGUUAUGAUUAUACUGAAAUGCUACAAAAAGUAUAUCCUGAUAGGCAUAUAAAUAAUGAAAAAGAAUGUGGUGAUGUAUCAUUUCUAUUUCUAAAUACACAUCCAUAUUUAGAUUUUCCUCAAUCAUUACCACCAAAAAUUCAAGAAAUUGGUGGUAUUGCAAUACCGGAAAAAAAAGUAUUAUCAAAAGAAUGGGAUGAUAUUUUAAAUAAAAGAAAAAUUAAUGUUUUAUUAUCAUUUGGAACAAUAGUUAAAUCUAAAAAUAUGCCUUCAAAUGUAAGAAUUAACAUAGUUAAUACAUUCUUAUCCUUUAAAAAUGUUACAUUUAUUUGGAAAGUUGAUAAAGAUGAUGACUAUCUUGAUAAAAAUUAUGAUAAUAUUAUUGUAAAAUCAUGGAUUCCACAAAGUGACUUAUUAGCUGAUGAUCGUUUAUAUCUUUUUAUAACACAUUGUGGUUUAAAUAGUUUUAUGGAAUUGACAUAUAAUGGAAAAGUUGCAUUAGCUAUACCAUUUUUAGCUGAUCAAUUUAGAAAUUCAAAGUUACUUGCAAAAGCUGGUUCAGGAAAAGCAAUUGAUAAAAAAGAUCUUGAUUAUGGUGAAAAAUUUACCAAUGCUAUUAGAGAUAUGUUAGAAAAUAAUGAUUAUAAAGUUAAAGCUUUAAGAAUAAAAAAUUUAAUUGAAACUAGACCAUUGGAAUCAAAAGAAGUAUUUUUAAAACAUAUAGAAAUUGCUAAAAAGUUUAAAAAAUUACCAGAAUUAGAUUUAAGCAGUAGAAAUUUAACUUUUAUAGAAUACUUUAAUCUGGAUAUUUUUAUUCCAGCAAUCAUGGUAUUUUUACUUAUCUUAUUUACAAUUGCAAUUGUUAUUAAAAAAAUAAUAAUAUUAUGUUUUUUUGUAAAACAAAAAUCUAAAAUUGAAUAA